CUCAGGUUGGGCCGAGCGCCUAGCACGGAGCGGGUGGGGAGAGGCCCCGGUCCGGGCGGGCCAUGGCCAGCACCGGCAGUCCCCUGUAGGAACAAACGCGUGAGGAAGAUCGCGAGGGUCACAGUAGGACGCCGUUUCAAACGCAGUUGUUUACGUUAGUCUGACAGCGUAAACUCGGUUUGUGUGCGGUGGCAUAUCUAGAAGAUGGAGUUGUAACUGGUAUACAGACGUUGUAAUGUAUGAUGCUGUUCCAAUCCAGUCAAGCGUGGUGUUAUGCUCCUGUUCAUCUCCUUCAAUGGUGAGGAACCAAGCAGAUUCCAGCACUCCACCUGUCAUUUCCGCUUGUGGCAGCAGCAGACAGGCAUCUAACAUGGAGGGCACAGAACCCGAAUCAAGAUCUAAUUCAAACUCCUUGGAGCAACAUACAGGACAGCAGCCUCCACAGCCUCGAAAGAAACGACCUGAUGACUUCAAAUUUGGGAAAAUUCUUGGUGAAGGAUCUUUUUCAACGGUUGUCUUGGCUCGAGAAUUGGCAAGUUCUAGAGAAUAUGCCAUUAAAAUUCUAGAAAAACGUCAUAUCAUAAAAGAAAACAAGGUACCGUAUGUGACACGAGAGAGAGAUGUAAUGUCCCGUCUGGAUCACCCUUUUUUUGUGAAACUCUACUUCACCUUUCAGGAUGAUGAAAAACUAUAUUUUGGACUUAGCUAUGCCAAAAACGGAGAGCUGCUGAAGUAUAUACGCAAAAUUGGCUCAUUUGAUGAGACCUGUACAAGGUUUUAUACUGCUGAAAUUGUAUCAGCCCUGGAGUAUUUGCAUGGCAAAGGAAUCAUUCACAGGGACCUUAAACCAGAGAACAUCUUAUUAAAUGAAGAUAUGCACAUUCAAAUAACAGACUUCGGAACAGCAAAAGUAUUAUCUGCAGAUAGCAGACAAGCGCGGGCAAACUCAUUUGUAGGGACAGCACAGUACGUUUCUCCAGAACUGCUGACAGAGAAAUCUGCCUGUAAAAGCUCUGACCUCUGGGCUCUGGGAUGCAUAAUAUAUCAACUUGUAGCUGGAUUGCCUCCAUUUAGAGCUGGAAAUGAAUAUCUUAUAUUCCAGAAGAUAAUAAAGUUGGAAUAUGACUUCCCAGAAAAAUUUUUUCCCAAGGCAAAAGACCUUGUGGAAAAGCUGUUGGUUCUAGAUGCUACCAACCGAUUAGGUUGUGAAGAAAUGGGAGGAUAUGGACCUCUUAAGGCUCACCCCUUCUUUGAAUCCAUUGUGUGGGAGAACCUACAUCUUCAGACACCCCCUAAACUUACAGCAUAUUUACCUGCUAUGUCAGAGGAUGAUGAAGACUGUUAUGGAAAUUAUGACAAUCUCCUGAGUCAGUUCGGUUGCAUGCAAGUUUCUAGUUCUGCCUCUUCCCAUUCACUGUCUGCUGCAGAGACAAGUACACCACAGACAUCAGGAGGAAAUAUUGAACAGUAUAUUCAUGAUCUUGACAACAAUUCUUUUGAGCUGGAUUUACAGUUUUCUGAAGACGAAAAGAGGUUACUUCUGGCAAAACAAGCUGGUGGAAAUCCUUGGCAUCAGUUUGUAGAAAAUAACUUAAUCCUAAAAAUGGGUCCAGUGGACAAAAGAAAGGGAUUGUUUGCACGUCGGCGCCAAUUGCUGCUUACGGAAGGGCCCCACCUGUAUUAUGUGGAUCCUGUCAACAAAGUUCUAAAAGGAGAAAUUCCAUGGUCUUUAGAGUUGCGUCCAGAAGCCAAGAAUUUUAAGACAUUUUUUGUUCACACGCCAAACAGGACAUAUUACCUGAUGGACCCAAGUGGGAAUGCUCAUAAAUGGUGCAAAAAGAUACAUGAAGUUUGGCGGCACAGAUACCACCAGAAUGCUGCAAAAUAGUAAAGCUCAUCCAAAAUUUCCCAGUUUCCCUACUUGCUGCUAGAACUCCGUGUGCAGCCGAUCAGAGGAAUCUUUUCAACCCACCUAUUUACCAUCUCAAGGGGAAGCAUACGUCUGAAAUGUUCUCGGUUUUGUUGGUUUUUUUUUUUGUUUUGUUUUUUUUUUUUUUUUUUGCCUUUGCUUUUGGUUUUCUUCUUUUGUUUGGGUUUUUUUUUGGGGGGGGGGUUUGUUAUUUUGUUUGUUUGUGUGGUUUUUUGGGUUUUUGUCUUUUGUUUUUUUUGGGGGGGCAGUGGUUUGGGUUUUUUUUUUUUUUAAGAAGAAAAAAAAAGGAAGAAAAGCAAAAACCUAAUGGAAUUCAGGGUUGCUUUGCUCGCUCUUUGUGCUUCUGUUGAGGCUUCCACUUGCAUAUCAUUGCUGUGAAGAUCUUGCUUUUGUGCACGUCAGUUCUGUUUCUGCUGCAGACUAGUGGAUAGACCUUGCAUUACCAGCUUCACUUAAGAUGAGUUAAAACCAAUCCACACGCACACAUGCCGAAUCAUGUACCAGCCUUGCAUUUUAUGGGGCUGGAGUUUUCUGUGAUUCUCAGAUUAUCAUUAAACUGUGUUUCAUCAGGGAGCUUUUAUAUGCCUCUUCUAAGUACCACCUCUUUGUUUUCUCUUCCUUUCCUCACAGUCCCCCAGCUUAUUGGUAUAUGGCAUUUAUAGCCAGGUUGGUUGCACCCUUGUGUAAUUCCUAACAUAGUUCUGAUUGCAGGAUUUGUGUGGUACUAUAGUAAUUAUGGGAAUGAAUCAGAUGUGUUUGUCUGGCAGACCGGCUCCAAUGAUAAAGCUUUUGAGAGAGAAAAUGCUGAACAUAGCACUGAAAUUUCUAAAAUUGAAAUGUUGGCUUCUGAAGCCUUUUAAACAUUAAGUUUAAAUUUUAAUAUAAGUCAUAUGUGUGAUUAAUCAAGGGACAAUAAACUUACCAGCAUGCUUUUAACUAAUGCUAACUAAAAGAGAAACUAGUUAGUAUGGGGGGAAAAAAGGCUACUAUUGAUAUAGUAGAUAGUUUUUCACCUUUUCAGCAGAUGAGGGCUGGAAGCUUUCUUUCCAGCGUAUGCAUGUGUUGUGCAUUUUAGUGGGGCCAACCUGUUUUCUUGGGUAGAGAAGGAAAUGUGAAAACUUUGUACAAUUGAUUACUUGACUUUUUUUUGGUCUCAUUGUGUAAUGAGAUGUCAAUUCUGUUUUUGGUCCUUGGCCAAACAUUCAGGAACUCUGGAAAAAUGUAAGGAAUUGAAAUACAGAUAAUAAAGUAAUUUGGUGAGAAAAUCAAAGGCAAAUACUGAUACAAAGGAGAAAAUAUAUGGUACUUAUAGCAUAUCUAUAAAAUGAAAAUAUCGAUCUCCUUUAUCCUCUUCAAAUUAUGGCUGUUUUUUGUGGUCAAACAUUUCUUGUCAUGUUACAAUGACACGACUUCCUGUGUGCUAAAAAAAAAAAAACUUCCCCAGUGGUAUUUUCUACAUGCUUGUGUUCCUAAACCUUGCAGAAGAGAAUGACCUAGGUCUGGACAAAGGCAUUCCUUCUUUUUUUUUAAAAGCAGUAUAAACAUCGCACCUAUUUAUUCACUCAUUACAUAUACCAUAACGUUGCAUUUUGAGUUGUCAUACAAUGAUGUGAUUUUCCUUCCACCAAAGAAAGGUUUCUCUACAAUGUUGAAAAAACUCAUAGGCUACUAUUCUCUAGAAGCAGUAUUUUAAGGACAAUGGCUUAUAAGAUUUCUUAUAAGACACAUGAAUGUUGAAUAUUUUCUUGUAGAGGGUGAAGGAGAUUUAUUAUUGAUCUCUUAAAAACUGUGUUAUGUGGUUGAACUUGAUGGCAGUUCAGCUUUUCCAGUCUUUAAAAGAGACAGUGCAGUGCAGUUGCCUUUUCUUUUGGAGCAACUGCAUUCCUGUAGUCAUCCGUAUCCCAUCACAUACGGAAACCUGAGAGAAGCAAAUCCCUGGCUUACUGUGUCUGGUAUUAAGGGGGAGAAGGGGUCCUGUAAAUGGCUUAGGAAGACAUAAGAGUGUUCCCUUUUCAUCAUGAGAAAUUCCAUCACGUACAAAAUAUAGUCCUUGUCACUCAAAUUUGAAUAGCACACUGUACCUUUGAUCUGUGUCUGUAGUAAGCUAUAUGUGCUGUUCUAUCCAAGAUAACAUGUAUUUUAAGUCUGUUGCAGUGCUAUCCAUUUGUUCUCCAGCUGCCAAAUUUUGGCCAUGUAUUGUGUCCACUGGAGACAACCCUACCACUUUUGGAUUUAGUCUCUGCUAUUGAGAUCUAGAUAGGUGUAUUCCCAACUUCGUACAGGAGAGUUUGGCAGUGAUGGGGAUUCACAGUGCCACUACUGUUCAGUGUGACAAAACUUGGCCUCACAUAAAAAGUCUGGCAAAAUGACCUUCAUUGGCCUGUUAACUAGGUGGAGAUCUAGAUGUGCUUAAACAUGUUUUCUGUAAUAUUUAGAUUUUUAGUCAUUUUACCAUAGCAAAUUAAUUGUGUUUUUUCACACCUUGAAAAUCUUCUCUCAGUAGGCUUUCAUCCUGCCCACCAAAAGCUUUCAGCCAGCCUUGUAGAUCUUGGUAGCAGUAAGCUGUCAAGAAGGUAUCUGGAAGGCUGAUGUCUGCAUUCUAUAAAUCCUUUUUUUUUUUUUUUUUUUUUUAAUUUACAAUGCUGUUAUUGGAAAACUGUAAGCAUCUCGCAUCUCUUACAGGCAUCACUCCACUUAGAGCUUCAGUAUUCCUAAUCCAGUCUUAGCUACUGCUUUUUUGGGAAGGAACUAGAACUUUCCUGGGAGAGGUAUUUCUAUUUCUUGGACUAUGUGUAGAAUCUGUGGGUUUGAAAGGUGACAAGAGUAUAGAGUAAGGCAUCACAAAGUAAUUGUGGAUUCAAGUAUGUUUUACCAGUUUGUCCACUUAAAUGUGUGUUGAAAGGUGCUGCAUACAUACUAUGAAGGGCUGGUACCCAUUUAAAAUGCUUAUACCUGAUGUGGGGUAGAAUCAGGUCUUUGUCCUGAAGAUCACUCCUGUGGUUCAUGGGAGUUCAUGGAAUGAAAUGUGCAAAGGAGGUGCUUCAGAGCUGCACAUAGGCCAGGUGAUUUUUCUGCUUUUAAUCCAAGGGGUUCAAAGGAGAAAAAAAAAAAUUAGGUACUUGAAGACUCUUCUUCUUACUGCAGACCUACUGAAAACCAAAUCUGUUGAUUCAUUCCAUCUCUUGAAAUUUCAACAGUUGUUGAUCAUUUAUGAAGAAUCUGGUCAAUAAUGUUGUAAUUUUGCUUUGCUUGGUAUUUGAACUUCAGAAAGGUAUUUAUUCCAUCUUUUUCUGUGGUGUGGAGCUUAAAAAAGGAUGAAGUACUACUGCCCAGUCACAAGAAGUUUAGAACUACUUUAAUAAACAGAGAAAUUAGUUUGUUGCCAUUUGCCUUUAAGUCCAGUUUUUUAUUAAGGAAGAGUUACUUCAGAUGUGAUGUUGAGGCAUUGCUAGCAGACUAAUAUUGCCUAUUAGGAUUCCAUUAGCUAGGUACUUAAGUACUGAAAAGAUCAAAUUAUCAGUACUGUGCUCUACUUUUCUCCUUCUGAUGUGAUUUAAUUGUGAAGUAUCUGCUAUAUAUGUCUGAAAAGAAUUGUGGAUUGAAACAAUGAUGUGAUUAUUCUAAUCAGCUUUCAUAGUUCAAGAUGCUUAAUUUAAUGUGCUUGAUACAAUUAUUUUUUGUGCUGGGAACUUUGAAGAAUUAUGGGAAUUGUCCACAUGUACAUUUUCUUCUGAACGAUUGAGUAAAGUCAAGACAAUUACUUCAUUUGGCCUGUGGACAAAGCAUUUGAUUUCAACACCUUGCUGAGGAGAGAACUUGUGUAUUAAUAGUUGCCUAAAGAUGUGGCCUCUGGAUGGAUUCUGAUCAUUCUUUCUACUAGUAAAUGGCACAAAUAGGUGCAGUAUUUAUAUCUGAAAUUUUGCUGAAUGUCUGUAAUGCUUCAUGGAAAUGUUUUGUGAAUCAAAUGGAAGUGCUCCUGCAAAGCCUCAUGAUGCAGAUUGUCUAUCAGUUGAUCAGUUGAUCAACUACUACAGACAAGUAGUUCUGUAAUCCAAAAUGGCAUGUUUUCAUUUAUGACUGAUAAUUUCAGAAUGUUUCCUCUUUCAUAGAAGAAAUUACCGUUAUGCAGCAAACAGUUGGAGAGGUUCUUAAGCACGCAAUAGCCUGGUUUUAGAGUAAAGAGAAUAUACUGAGUUGGAAAGGACCCAUCAAGGUCAUCAAGUCCAAUUCUUGGCACUGCACAGGACUCCCCAGCAAUCCCACCAUGUGCCAGACACCUUGAACUCAGGCAGGCUUGAUAGUGUGACCGCUUCCUGGGGAGCCUGUUCCAGUGUUUGGCCACCUGGCCACCCUCUGCGUGAAAAACCUUUUACUGACACCUAACCUAAAGCUCCUGUGACUCAGCUUCAUACAGUUUCCUCAAGUCCUGUCCCUGGUCAAUAGAGAAAUCUGUCAUAUCAGCUGGGCCAUGAAUGUAGAUGAUUGCCAUUUGACAAAGCUUCCUAUGGCCAUGUACUAACUGACUUGAUAUGGUGAAUGUUCGCAAUGGUAGCAGAACUGAAAACUGUAUCUGACAAAAGAGAAAAAUUAGGAACCAGAUUUGGUAGUUGUAUGCUGUUUUCAGGUUGCUGGCAGUCAGUUACAUGUGUAAUAUGUUCUACCUAGUUUGUAGCUGUAACUGUGAUGUACAGGAAAAAAGAAAAAACCCACCCCACAGACAUAAAACCCCUGACCCUCCGUCAACAAACCACAAAACAAUCUCCCCUCCUCCAAGAACUCGUGAAAACAGAAGCAAAUAAUGCAAUGAUAUGAUAUACACUUUUGUAUUUUUAUUCUUCUAAGGUUAUUUGCUGGCUCUUGUUGGCCUCUAGUUCAGUAUGUGUUAUUUAAAUUCUAAUAUAUGAAUUAUUUGGAUUGAAUUCAUGUUUGGGGCCAUGCUGUUGUAUGUAUUGAUGUACAGCCUUGAAUGUGAAUAAUUAUUGUAAACUAUAUUUUACACCUUUUUUCUGGCUUUAUUAUAUAAAUUUUCUAUUGGUCGAUGAUUUAAUCAUAUCUCAUAAUUUAAUGACGGUUUAUUCUCCUCUCGACAGAUCUCUGUGCUAUAGAUGUGUAGUUAGUGACUGGAUGACGGAUUUCACUUAUGCUUGGUAGUCUGUAAUAAAGGCAUGUAGGGUUCUG
Molecule: messenger RNA, 7108 nt
Organism: Melospiza georgiana
Lineage: Eukaryota; Metazoa; Chordata; Aves; Passeriformes; Passerellidae
Gene: PDPK1
Product: 3-phosphoinositide dependent protein kinase 1
Exons: 15
Coding region: 236-1888 (550 amino acids)
Biological process (GO): intracellular signal transduction; peptidyl-serine phosphorylation
Molecular function (GO): protein serine/threonine kinase activity; ATP binding
Source: RefSeq, a predicted model, not a curated record